CAGUAUUCCGGGCAGCUCGGUGGUGUUUGUAUCUAGUGCCGUUGAAAUACUCCAACAAAUAUUUUCCUCGUUUCAAUCGCAUUUGAAGCAAUAAAUAUAAAAACCAAGUACAAAAUGGCAAACUUCGUGUGCUUCGUCGUCCUUUCGUUGGCUCUCUUCGCAAGUGUUGCUGUGGCGCGACCGGGAUAUGCCCUGGAUUACUAUGAUCAUCCGAAAUACGCCUUUAACUACGGAGUGGCUGAUCACAGCACAGGAGAUGUGAAGUCACAACACGAGACGAGAGAUGGAGAUGUAGUCAAGGGUCAGUACUCUCUGGUUGAGCCCGAUGGUUCCAUCCGCACUGUGGAUUACACGGCGGACUCCAUUCACGGCUUCAACGCCGUGGUGACCAAGUCUGGACCCACUGUGCACGCCCAGGCGGUGGUGGCCAGUCCCAUUGUGGCCCACAAGCCCGUCCUGACCCACUAUGAACCGCAGGUGGUGAAGCAUGUGGCUCCAGUGGCCCACGCUCCUCUGGUGGUGGCCUCCCCGGCGCCGUAUGUGGCCAAGCACUAUGCUCCGGCGGCAGCUGCACCCAUCCACUACGACUACGAUGAUGGCUACUACAACCAGGGCCAGCAGUACGAGUACAUCCCCCAGUACGACCAGUACAGCGGGCAUUACGGCCACUAUGCGAGUCCCUAUGCGGGCCACUACUAGGACGCACUCCGAGCUCCCAGUGGAUUCACUUCUUAGUUACUUAAGCCCGCUUAGCUGUACGCCUCCACCUGGAACUUCAAUGGAUUCUCUCAGUGUAGCUUGCGAAGGAAUUCUGAGAUCUACGCUGCGCGGUCAAACAAAAGGGAAACAUCAAGGUUAAUCUUACUUAAGUUAUGCAACAAAUUUGUAAAAUAAAGAUUCGAAAAAAUGUUUAAGUGAA
Molecule: messenger RNA, 919 nt
Organism: Drosophila santomea
Lineage: Eukaryota; Metazoa; Arthropoda; Insecta; Diptera; Drosophilidae
Gene: Cpr62Bb
Product: larval cuticle protein A2B
Exons: 5
Coding region: 115-699 (194 amino acids)
Cellular component (GO): extracellular matrix
Source: RefSeq, a predicted model, not a curated record